Molecule: messenger RNA, 2135 nt
Organism: Macadamia integrifolia
Lineage: Eukaryota; Viridiplantae; Streptophyta; Magnoliopsida; Proteales; Proteaceae
Product: cyclin-dependent kinase E-1-like
Exons: 16
Coding region: 67-1617 (516 amino acids)
Biological process (GO): protein phosphorylation
Cellular component (GO): nucleus; mediator complex
Molecular function (GO): ATP binding; cyclin-dependent protein serine/threonine kinase activity; RNA polymerase II CTD heptapeptide repeat kinase activity
Source: RefSeq, a predicted model, not a curated record
GACUGUUUAGAAGUUCCAUCUAAAGAACCAUAAAAAUGGAAAAGAGGCAAGCGAGGGAGAAACCACAUGCGGAGUGGGGUUUCAGCUGGGGUGAAUCAACGGCGGGUGGGAGAAGCCAUAAUUGGUGAAGGUAACGCAGGAAACGGCAACAACAGCAGCAGCAAAAGCCGAGGCGGCAUGGCUGCCUCUACUAACAACAACAACAACAAUAGUAACAAUAACCCCAACAGACCUGCUUGGUUGCAGCAAUACGAUUUGAUCGGUAAGAUCGGUGAAGGUACUUAUGGUUUGGUCUUCCUCGCCAGAACAAAGUCUCAACCUAACCGAGGCAAGUGCAUCGCUAUCAAGAAAUUCAAGCAGUCCAAGGAUGGCGAUGGUGUUUCUCCCACCGCAAUCCGUGAAAUCAUGUUGCUGAGGGAGAUUAAUCACGAGAAUGUUGUUAAGCUUGUUAAUGUUCACAUCAACCACGCCGACAUGUCACUUUACCUGGCUUUUGAUUACGCCGAGCAUGACCUUUAUGAAAUUAUUAGACAUCACAGGGAAAAGGUCAACCAUUCUAUCAAUCAGUAUACAGUUAAGUCAUUACUCUGGCAGCUGCUCAAUGGGUUGAACUAUCUCCACAGCAAUUGGAUUAUACAUCGGGAUCUAAAGCCAUCAAACAUUCUGGUAAUGGGUGAGGGAGAGGAACAAGGAGUGGUUAAAAUUGCUGAUUUUGGUCUUGCAAGGAUAUACCAAGCUCCUCUGAAGCCAUUAUCAGAGAAUGGGGUUGUGGUAACUAUUUGGUAUCGUGCACCUGAGCUGCUUCUUGGCGCUAAGCACUAUACAAGUGCUGUUGAUAUGUGGGCUGUUGGAUGCAUUUUUGCUGAGUUAUUGACUCUGAAGCCACUUUUUCAAGGGCAAGAAGUCAAAGGCACACCUAACCCUUUCCAGCUUGAUCAACUUGACAAGAUAUUUAAAGUAUUAGGCCAUCCCACACAAGAUAAGUGGCCUACGCUUGUGAAUCUUCCACAUUGGCAAUCUGAUCAGCAACAGAUCCAGGCGCAUAAAUAUGACAAUCCUGGUCUUUCUAGCGUAGUGCAUCUCCCUCAGAAAUCUCCUGCAUAUGACCUCCUAUCGAAGAUGCUGGAUUACGAUCCCCGCAAGCGUAUAACAGCAGCACAAGCCCUUGAGCAUGAGUACUUCCGUAUUGAUCCUUUACCAGGGCGCAAUGCACUGGUACCUUGCCAACCGGGGGACAAAGUCGUGAAUUAUCCUGCUCGUCCUGUGGACACUACUACAGAUUUCGAGGGAACAACCAGCGUCCAACCUUCUCAACCGGUAUCAUCUGGCAAUGCAGUUUCUGGGAGUGUAGCAGCUGCUCCUGUGGUGACAGCUAGGCCUGUCCAUCGGCAAAUGCCGAUGCUGCCAGGCAUGCAAAGGAUGCCUGGUGCAGGCAUGGCGGCUUUCAAUCUUGCUUCUCAGGCUGGCAUGGGCGGGGCAAUGAACCCUGGCAGCAUCCCAAUGCAAAGGGGUGCAUCACAGGCUCAUCAUCAUCAGCAGCAACAACAGCAGUUGAGAAGGAAAGAUCCCGGAAUGGGGAUGACAGGAUAUCCUCCGCCCCAGAAAAGACGCUUUUAAGGAACAAGGUUCGUUAUGCUUCCACAUGGUGUACAUUGUUCAUACAGAAGAAACUUAUUUUAGACUAUAAUUGCGCAUAUGCUAAAUGUAUUCUAUGGAGGCUGAGAACCAGACAACCAGUAAUUGAACCUGUUAGCUACAUUCAGUUGCUAGGAGUCCUUACCUCCUGUGCUUUGUUGAAGUUGAUAAGCAAUAUGUAAGCACACAGCUAUUGAUUGUUCUACAUGAACCCCUCUGGAUGAACCUUGAUGAGCGAGGCGUUUCAUGUUGUACCAAAAUCAAGUUUAGCAAGUCAGUCUAGUAACUCUAGUCUGUGUCAUAGGACUCCCAUCACCAUAAUGUAUCUGGGCAUGGGAAGGGAUCUGUAUCAUCUUUGUUAGUUACCAGCUAUGUUAUUAUAGUGCUUAACCAAAGAGAAAGUAUACAUUUUUUGUGAUAGGCAAUGAACCUUGUAUUGUUUAAAUAUUGUACUUUUACAGAAUAAUAUACUAACCAAGGAGAGAAGCAAUUCCGCUGUA